UUCAUAUAUUGCUCCUUUUACUCAUAUGGUCUUUUUAUAAAACAUACAAAGUAAACCCAGGAAAUAUUCCUGAUAACUAUGAAUGGAAAGUUGAACCAAAUAUUGGAAGAAUAAAGGAAAGAGAAAAAACAGGUGAACUUCGUUAUUGUAUUCAUGAGAAAAAAUAUAAACCCGAUAGAUCACAUUAUUGCCGGGCAAUUGAAAAGAAUGUCUUAAAAAUGGACCAUUAUUGUCCAUGGGUAGCUAAUUGUGUUGGAUUUUAUAAUUAUAAAUUUUUUUUGUUAAGUUUAUUUUAUGCGAAUAUAUGUUGCUUAUAUGUUAAUAUAAACUGUUAUACGUCUUUCCCAAAUUUUUAUUCAAACCCAAAUAUACUAUUCAAUGAGGUGUUUUAUUUAUUCUUGGAAAUUGUCUUGGCAUCUGUCAUUUUAAU
Molecule: messenger RNA, 430 nt
Organism: Plasmodium reichenowi
Lineage: Eukaryota; Apicomplexa; Aconoidasida; Haemosporida; Plasmodiidae
Product: palmitoyltransferase, putative
Exons: 5
Biological process (GO): peptidyl-L-cysteine S-palmitoylation; protein targeting to membrane
Cellular component (GO): endoplasmic reticulum; Golgi apparatus
Molecular function (GO): protein-cysteine S-palmitoyltransferase activity
Source: RefSeq, a predicted model, not a curated record